This is a messenger RNA of Tripterygium wilfordii, 2964 nucleotides long. Its product is annotated as probable acyl-CoA dehydrogenase IBR3. The transcript is spliced from 17 exons. Gene Ontology annotation, molecular function: oxidoreductase activity, acting on the CH-CH group of donors; flavin adenine dinucleotide binding. The record is from RefSeq and is a predicted model, not a curated record. NCBI's taxonomy places the organism in Eukaryota, Viridiplantae, Streptophyta, Magnoliopsida, Celastrales, Celastraceae. Bases 272 to 2755 code for a protein of 827 amino acids.
CAAUUUCUUGGCCGAUUGUCGUUGGAGCGGGGGAGGUGGGAGAUCAUGACCCAUCCAGAUCCAGCGAUACGGUUGAUACGAAUCAUGACCCAUCUAGCGACAUUUCCAACACAGGAUAUUAAUAUUAUAAUACUGCGGAGAGAGCAAGGUAAAGCUCUCACUGCUACUGGUUCUCUCUUCCUUUUUCACGCUUGUGAUCUUCGAAACGGUAGCGCUUCCGGGUCAAAUUGUGUGUAUCCUCUGUUGAUUUAUCUGAAUCGGAAGAUUUGAAAUGGCGAGCCGUACAUCGGAUCUGCUAACUCAAGUGGAUCCAGCUUACCAGCUCGACCUCGACGCAUUGCUUCGUUAUGCCUCUGCAAACGUACCUGGCUUCCCUGUCUCUCCCUCCUCUUUCACUCUCUCUCAGUUUGGGCAUGGACAAUCGAACCCUACGUAUUUGAUGGAAGUCGGGACUGGAGGUGCUGUUGAACGGUACGUUUUGAGGAAGAAGCCUCCCGGGAAGCUACUGGAGUCUGCUCACGCCGUUGACAGAGAGUUUCAGGUUCUUAAGGCGUUGGGUGAUCUUACGCAAGUUCCAGUUCCUAAAGCAUACUGUUUGUGUAACGAUCCAAGUGUAAUUGGGACCGCAUUUUACAUUAUGGAGUUCCUGAAUGGGCGCAUAUUUGUAGACCCUAGUUUACCGGGUGUGGCUCCUGAGAGGAGGAGAGCAAUUUACAGAGAAAUGGCAAGAGCUUUAGCUUCUCUGCAUUCUGCAAAUGUGGAUGCUAUAGGUCUAGGGAAAUACGGACGCCGAGACAACUAUUGCAGACGGCAGGUAGAGAGAUGGGCGAAACAAUACAUUGCUUCAACUGGUGAGGGUAAAUCUGACAGAAAUCCAAAGAUGUUGGAGCUGGUUGACUGGUUACGGCAAAACAUGCCCCGUGAAGAUUCUUCAGGAACACUGGGAGGCCUAGUCCAUGGAGACUUUCGCAUGGACAAUCUAGUAUUCCAUCCCAUUGAGGAUCGAGUGAUUGGUGUUUUGGACUGGGAACUGUCUACUCUAGGGAACCAAAUGUGUGAUGUUGCAUACUGCUGUCUGCCUUACAUUUUGGACAUUUCCCAUGGCAAGAAACAAAUAGGUCAAGGUUUUGAAUUUGCUGGGAUUCCUGAAGGGAUACCUUCUCAGGCAGAAUUUCUCGCGGAAUACUGCUCUGCAGCUGGAAAAGUGUGGCCUGCUGCUGAGUGGAAGUUUUAUGUUGCCUUUGCUUCAUUCCGUGGGGCAUCAAUCUAUGCAGGAGUACAUAGCAGAUGGCUUAUGGGCAAUGCUUCAGGAGGAGAGCGUGCCCGCUAUACCGGUAAUAUAGCUAAUGGUCUUAUAGACUCUGCAUGGGCUUUUAUUGGACGGAAAUCUGUUCUUCCUGAGCAUCGUCCAUCUGAGGGCAUCAAAACAUAUAAUUUGAAGAAUUCUAGUGAAGCAAACAAACAUGAAAGUUUUUUAAGGGAAGGAGGCACUUUUGUUCCAAGUACAAGGGUAGCAGAAUUGAGAAACAGAUUGAUUAAAUUUAUGGAAGAUAACAUCUAUCCAAUGGAAAAUGAUUUCUCUAAACUUGCACUGUCUUCCUCGCGUUGGACAAUUCACCCAGAAGAGGAGAAAUUGAAGGAGCUGGCAAAGAAAGAAGGCCUAUGGAACUUAUUUAUUCCUAUUGAUAGUGCUGCUAGGGCCAAAAAAUUACUGUUUGAUGGGAAUAAUCAUGGAGAUGAAUCAGACCUUUUACUUGGUGCAGGCCUUUCAAACCUUGAGUAUGGAUACCUUUGUGAGGUCAUGGGCCGGUCUCUUUGGGCUCCACAGGUGUUCAAUUGUGGUGCACCUGACACUGGAAAUAUGGAGGUAUUGUUGCGUUAUGGUAACAAAGAUCAGCUGAAAGAAUGGCUUAUUCCUUUACUUCAAGGAAAAAUCCGCUCUGGAUUUGCAAUGACAGAACCGCAAGUUGCAUCUUCCGAUGCCACCAAUAUCGAGUGUUCCAUUACAAGAGAAGGGGAUUCAUAUAUUAUAAAUGGGACCAAGUGGUGGACAAGCGGAGCCAUGGAUCCUAGGUGUAAACUUCUGAUUGUCAUGGGAAAAACUGACUUCAGUGCCCCUAAGCAUAAGCAGCAAUCUAUGAUCUUAGUGGAUAUGCAGACUCCUGGCAUACAUGUGAAGAGAGCACUCACCGUAUUUGGAUUUGAUGAUGCACCUCAUGGGCAUGCUGAAAUUUUAUUCCAAAAUGUGCGUGUGCCUGCAAAGAAUAUACUGUUGGGAGAAGGACGUGGAUUUGAAAUUGCCCAGGGUAGAUUGGGGCCUGGAAGAUUGCACCACUGCAUGAGACUGAUAGGUGUAGCUGAGCGUGGCAUGCAGCUUAUGGCUCAAAGGGCUCUCAGUAGAAGUGUGUUUGGAAAAUUGAUUGCAGAGCAUGGUUCCUUUCUUUCAGACAUUGCGAAGUGUCGAGUAGAGCUGCAAAAGACAAGAUUGUUGGUUCUGGAAGCAGCCGAUCAGCUUGAUCGGCUUGGAAACAAAAGAGCCCGUGGGAUCCUUGCAAUGGCUAAGGUAGCAGCUCCUAACAUGACGCUCCAGGUGCUUGACUUGGCAAUGCAAGUUCACGGGGCAGCUGGGUUAUCGUCUGACACUGUUCUGGCACACCUCUGGGCGGUAGCAAGAACCUUGAGAAUCGCUGAUGGUCCAGACGAAGUCCACCUAGGUACAAUUGCCAAGUUGGAAUUACAAAGAGCUAAGCUUUGAAAGCUUCAGUGCAAUAAUUUUAAGCUGCCGACUUUUUAUUUUCACUUGCUUAUACAGGAAGAAACACAGGGAAAGUUCGGUAAUGAUACUGCCCAUAAAAAAAAAAAUGAUCUUUAGUGGCACAAUAAUAAGAGUCCACAGUUGAUAUUGUAAUAUAUGAAUCAGAUUGAGAAAUAGCAAUGCCAAUAAUAUAAUGAUUGAGUUGAUAA